GUGAAUUAAGAAAAAUGGGUCCAAUCCCCAGUAAGAGUUGAGGAGUGUGAGGUGGUUGGCUGUCCAAAGAGAUGAAAGCAGCUGGUGCAACACAGCAAAAUCAAAACAAAGCUGUCCCGUUCAUUCUUGGCUUUCUCCGCAGGAUUAGUAACCAAUAAAGUGCAAAACCCCCCUCGUACCCUCGCUUCCGACCCCCAACCAGUUAUUAUUUUCUCUUUUUAGAAGGAAAAAAAAUGGAUUUCUCCAAGAAUUAUCUUUUAUUUCUGGAGAACUUUUGCUGAUUCUUUAUUUGGUUCGAUGAAUCCCAUGUUGUCUGCUCGUUUUCCCCCUUCUCAGACCACCAAUUUUAACGCCAAGAAAGAAUUAAUUGGGGCAGAUUUUUCUUAGUGGAUCAGUGAAUUUUCGUUCCCUUCUUCUUCCCAGUCCUGAAAGUGGAUAAAUGGCUCUUCAUUGUGCUGCUUUCAGCUUCAACUCUGUUUCUUUGAGUCCUCAAGCUUCUGGGCCGUCCCUCCGGUUCUUGAGCCCAUCUUCUUUUCUCUGGAAAAAGAGUGUCAAAGCAUCAGUUUUUUCUUCAUUGUCUCCAGCAAGAUUCAGGCUUCAAGGGAAAGCAUUAGAAAGUGGUAAUGGACCAUUGAAAUCGGAUGAAUCCCCUCUCGUCGUUUGCUUUGGCGAAAUGCUUAUUGAUUUUGUACCAACGACAAGUGGACUCUCUUUGGCUGAAGCACCGGCGUUUAAGAAAGCUCCUGGUGGUGCACCAGCUAAUGUUGCAGUUGGCAUUGCCCGUCUUGGUGGUUCAUCGGCUUUCAUAGGCAAGGUUGGUGAAGACGAAUUUGGUUACAUGCUUGCUGAUAUUCUAAGGGAGAACAACGUAAAUAAUAAAGGAAUGAGGUUUGAUCCUGGUGCUCGAACUGCUUUAGCAUUUGUAACUCUCAGAAAGGAUGGAGAACGCGAAUUCAUGUUUUAUCGCAAUCCCAGUGCUGAUAUGUUACUCCAGGAGUCCGAACUUGACCUGGAUUUGAUUAAGAAGGCCAAAAUAUUCCACUAUGGUUCGAUUAGCUUGAUUACAGAACCUUGUAAAUCGGCCCACAUUGCUGCCGCGAAAGCUGCGAAGGAUGCCGGUGUGAUCUUGUCAUAUGACCCCAAUUUGAGACUUCCUUUGUGGCCGUCUGCAGAAAGUGCUAGAGAAGGCAUCCUUAGCAUUUGGGAUACCGCUGAUAUAAUUAAGAUCAGCGAGGAGGAAAUAUGCUUUUUAACACAAGGAGAAGACCCAUAUGACGAUAACGUUGUUCGCAAAUUGUACCAUCAAAAUCUGAAAUUACUCCUUGUGACCGAAGGUCCUGACGGUUGCAGAUAUUACACCAAGGAGUUUAGUGGAAGAGUGAAGGGUCUGAAGGUGGAACCUGUAGAUACCACAGGUGCCGGCGAUGCUUUUGUAGCCGGAAUCCUAUCACAGCUAGCUUCUGACACCUCAUUGCUACAGGACGAAGGUCGGCUGAGAGAUGCUCUGAGAUUUGCUAAUGCUUGUGGUGCCUUGACUGUGACGGAGAGAGGCGCUAUUCCAGCUUUGCCGACUCGAGAAACUGUACACAGUGCCCUGCUCAAGUCAGUAGCAUAGAUUUUCUUCUCUAAAACAUCAUAUCUAGCUGAUGUAUGACCAAAUCCAAAACCUCCCAUUUUUUUUCCAUCAAGAGCCGGUAAUGUGCAUAGGUGCACAAUUUACAAAACUUGUUCUAUUGUCUCAUCCAGUCUAGACUCUGGACCAUCCCGAUUUUCGGUCUGCAAUGUACUUGGGGACUUAGACACUCGAUCACAUAAAGAGGUGAUGCCUCUCCAGUCGAGUUCCAUUGUCAUAUCUUCAAGUUGCAAGUAUAUAAAUUGCAAGCGUGUUAUGUUUGCAUAAUUGCAUAUCA
This is a messenger RNA of Sesamum indicum (sesame), 1910 nucleotides long. Its product is annotated as putative fructokinase-6, chloroplastic. Gene Ontology annotation, molecular function: fructokinase activity. The record is from RefSeq and is a predicted model, not a curated record. Gene Ontology annotation, biological process: fructose metabolic process. Gene Ontology annotation, cellular component: chloroplast stroma; cytosol. Lineage: Eukaryota; Viridiplantae; Streptophyta; Magnoliopsida; Lamiales; Pedaliaceae.